This is a messenger RNA of Aureococcus anophagefferens, 462 nucleotides long. RefSeq lists its product as hypothetical. The annotation marks the transcript as partial. NCBI's taxonomy places the organism in Eukaryota, Pelagophyceae, Pelagomonadales, Pelagomonadaceae. The transcript has a single exon. The record is from RefSeq and is a predicted model, not a curated record.
CCCAUCGGCGUCGUGCGGUCGCCCUACACGGAGCGCUUCGGCACGCCGCGCCAGCCCACGGUGCGCAGCCAGACGGCCGGCGGCGGCGGCCUCGUGGGCACGAUCGAGCUCCGACCGGACCUCGCGGGCACGCUCGGCGGCCUCGCGGGCUUCGACUACUGCUGGGUCGUCGCCCACAUGCACAUGAACACGGGCUGGAGCCGAAAAAUCACGCCGCCGCGGGGCCCGCGCGACGCCAAGCACGGCGUCUUCGCGACGCGCGCGCCGCAUCGCCCGAGCCAGCUCGCGCUCAGCGCGCUCAAAGUCCUCGCCGUCGACGAGGCGGCGCUCACCGUGACGGUCCAGGGUUUGGACCUGCUGGAUGGAACGCCCAUCCUCGACAUCAAGCCCUACGUGCCCUACUGCGACAGCUUCCCGGACGCGCGGGCGGGCUGGGUCGACGACCUCGACGGCGCGGGCGGG